This is a messenger RNA of Sycon ciliatum, 609 nucleotides long. Its product is annotated as another transcription unit protein-like. The coding region runs from base 1 to 609 and encodes 202 amino acids. Lineage: Eukaryota; Metazoa; Porifera; Calcarea; Leucosolenida; Sycettidae. The transcript has 2 exons. The record is from RefSeq and is a predicted model, not a curated record.
AUGACCAGGACCAGAGGAGCAGAGGAGCAGAGGAGCAGAGGAGCAGCCCCAACUGUCCGCAUCCCAAGCGGCCGUGCUUCAGCGUCUGCAGGCCAGAUUGGCACGAGUCGUUUUGAGACACACCUCUGCUCCUCUGCUAAUCGGCUCCUCUGCUCCUCUGGUACUGGUCUUGGUCAAGUUCCUGGUCCUGGUCAGGGUCCUGGACCUGGUCCUGGUCCUGGUCCUUGUCCUCUCGCUAGUCCUGGUUCUGGUCCUGGUCCUAGUCCUUCUCCUGGUCCUGCUCCUCGUCCUGGUCCUGGAGUAGAGGAGCAGGGGAGCAAAGGAGCCGAGGAGCAGGGGAGCAGGGUAGUGGAGGAGCGGAGAAGCAGAGGAGCGGAGGAGCGAAGGAGUGGAGAAGCGAAGGAGCGGAGAAGCGGAGGAGGGGAGGAGCGGAGGAGCGGAGGUGUGGAGGAGCAGAUAAGCGGAGGAGCGGAGGAGCGGAGGAGCGGAGGAGCGGAGGAGCGGAGGAGCGGAGGACCGGAGGAGUGGAGGAGCGGAAUAGCGAAGGAGCGGAGGAGUGGAGGGGCGGAGGAGCGGAGGAGAGGAGGACCAGAGGACCAGAGGACCUGA